CUUCGUCUACCAGGCUCUGCCUCGGAGGAAAAUCAUGGAAGUGGAAGGAGUAAGAAACUUCAAGGAACUUCGAGCCAAAUUUCAAAACACACUCGAUGCCCCACUUCUUCCAGGACCCAUUAAACCCGCAGUAGGUGUUUCUCACAGGGGUUGCAGCACAAGUGCACCGUCAACCCAGGGUUUGGCCAAUGGGAAAGCCCCUUCAUCCAACCAGAGUCGACCCUCACCAUGCGAUCCCAGUGGUGAAUGUGAGCCCCUCGCACCCCAGCAGAUGAAGCUGACCCAGAGCAACAACAUUCAGAAAUGUUCUAAUUCCCCAGCGCCUCUGGAAGGGUCUUCUGGGUGUGCCAUCAAUUUACAAAAGGCUUCUCUGCUGUCUGAAGUGAAUCACCCAAAAGAUGAGCUAAGGGAGAAGGAAAAAGUGAUAGUGGCGUACAGCUUCAGAGACAAGCUUUCAAACUGGGAGAAGUUUUCAACUCAGAAAAGCCAGGUGUCAUCAACCGUCUUCCUGACCAAUUGUGGAGGUAGAGGCUUCCAGCUGGACGAGUCAAAAAUCUUGGGGAGCGCUCCAGAGAAACUAAAGAAAAGGCUAGACACAAAUGAAGCCAAGACUCUUGCUUCCCAGAGGCACUUGCUGGCCCAAAGAAAAUCAGUUGCCUGCUCUGAAGAGUCCUCCAUGCUACACCACAGGAAAAGUCUAGAGAACUCUGGGUCUAAGAGGACACCAACAGAGAGCACUGUCUAUGAGUGUGAGCUCGCCAGCCCCGUCACAGAAAAGCGGCGGGGUGCCAGGCAUCACCAACUGCCCCAGACGAAGCCACUACCUUCUGUCAAGUCCCUGGGUCCUCCGCCCCCAAAGCCGCCGAAACCCCCAGCCGUGAACCUCCUGGCCUUCCGAAGGCAAGCAGCUGCUGUUUCCAAGACCCAAAGGAAAGAUGCUGUGGAAGACAGCAACCUGCCCCCAGAGAGUGCUGAACUGGAAGACCCACAUGAUUAUGCGGCGACAAUUUCAUAUCUAAAACACUCUGGCAACUCUAGUCACCUGUGCAACACAAAAGGAAUCGCUGAUUCCACUUAUGAAGUUCGGAUUGAAGAACUCCAAAAGCCUCGGAAGAGUUUGCACCAUCAGGAACUCAGCCCUGACCAUGACUGUGAUGAUAAAGCGAAGAAGAAUGGCCCACGUAAAUCAGAACCUGCAAAAGCAGAAGAGAGUCCCCACAUCAGCCAUCAGUACAAGAUGGAGAACAAGGAAGAGACACGAGGAAAACUCCAGCUGAUGAAGGUCCACCGAGGGAGGAGGAGCAUACUGGCCAGGAAGCAGGACUCUGUGGUUGACUUCAUCCAAACAAAGGCCUGCUCUGAAGACCCAGCACUGGCCAGGCACGCCCAGGGCCACUGUGGGUAUGUGGAGGCCCUGCAGGUGACUAAAGAAACCCCUAAGAAGGGGGCCAUUAAGGCAAAUUCCACCACAGAGCAGAUGUAUGAUGAUGUCGCAUCCCCUGAACGAGAGAGAACAAAGUCAUUCUCCUCAAACUCAUUUACUUCAGACAGUGAAGAAUCUAGUGAAGAAACAUAUGAAGAUGUCUAUAAAACAAAAAAAACCUACUCAAAGACAGAUUUAGAUGGACAUGAAACAAUUAAAAGACUUCAACAAUUCUUCAAGAAAGAAAAGGCUAGAUUUAAAAUGAAGAAAGCCAAGUCUAAAGAAAAUGUAAGUGACUUUUCCAUCUCGCUGCCUAAUUUAGAAUUUAGGUCUCGUGAAGUUAUCAUCUAUGAUGAUGUGGUCAGUUCUGAAAGAAAGCCAAAAGAAGGCGAGAAACUGAAAACUUGGAAGGCGAAGUUUUUGAUAUCCAAGGAAAACAAAGGGAAAAAGGCUGCAGGAGAAUCAAAAAGACACUUCUUCAGAAUAAAGAAGUCAAACUUAGAAAAGAAAAUGGCAAAAGAAGAAAAACUUUUUAGAGAAAGAUUUGAGUAUGACAAAGAGAUCAGUGUCAUCAAUACAGCAGUGGCAUGUUCUCAUAAUUCAAGAAAGGGCACCUUUGAUUUGCCAAUAACCCCUGGAGAAAAACUGGAUGUCAUUGAUCUAACUGAACAGAAUCUAGUGAUAUGUCGCAACGCUGAAGGCAAAUAUGGAUAUGUGCUCAUUGAACAUCUAGAUUUCAAGCAUCAAGGUUGGUCACCUUAGCAAGAGCGACAGCAACUGGUAUGGGCUGCCCCCUGUGAGACCUCGUUCUGAGACCUCGUUCCUGCCUCAGUUUACAAGCCAAAUGAGACGGUGGAACCUGUGGAAGUGCACUUGGGAUUAAGACGAGACCAAGGAAAACAAAGCCUUUCUGUUUAGAUGUUGGUUUUACUCCUAAAAGGGCUAUCUUUCAUUGUCUGUUUCCGUGUCUAGUUCACCGUCCAGGAGAAUGAGAAGCAAUGUGUGUGAUCAUUUGAGCACCUGCUUAAUGAGCCGUAGCCAGAGUUAGAAACAGGGCCGUAUGGCUUCUAGGCAGUUGUACAGAUGGUUAGUGGGUUUCUAAUAUUAGUAUACUAUUGUUUGGAUUUUUCUCUAGAAAUGUGCAUGUAAAUUGUGUAAUUUAACUCUGUAUCAUAAAAAAAUAAGCGGUAUAAUCACAGACUCCUAAAUAUGCAAAUUUAAGGUAUAAUCUUAAAAUACUAUGGCUCAGUCUUUUAAAGUAUAAUGAAUAUCUGCUUUAUCACAAAUAUAUAAUAGGGGGAAAUACUGCUCAACUUUGCCUUCUUUGGCAAUAGUUUGCUGAAAGUAAUCUAUUCCUACGUCUAUCCAGUAUCAUUUUAACAAGGACCUGACUAUAAUAAAUAUGCUAAGUAGCCUAUAUGCUAUGUCACUUUCAAACCUCCUGUUGCUCAAAAGCAGGAAAAUGG
Echinops telfairi (small Madagascar hedgehog) is the source of this 2889-nucleotide messenger RNA. It is a transcript of the gene FYB2, whose product is annotated as FYN binding protein 2. Gene Ontology annotation, cellular component: plasma membrane. Gene Ontology annotation, molecular function: protein binding. The coding region runs from base 35 to 2185 and encodes 716 amino acids. The transcript has 20 exons. Gene Ontology annotation, biological process: protein localization to plasma membrane; T cell receptor signaling pathway; integrin-mediated signaling pathway. Lineage: Eukaryota; Metazoa; Chordata; Mammalia; Afrosoricida; Tenrecidae. The record is from RefSeq and is a predicted model, not a curated record.